AUGGCCGACCAAUUCAGCACUCCACUUGAGUUGCCACUCAGCGAAGAAACUUUCUCCACAAACAUCCUCAAAUGGGCACUCACGCACCUCCCUGCCCUAUACCAGACCACAGCUUUUGGUCUCACUGGGCUCGUUGCCCUCGAUAUGCUUUCCAAGUCUGGCCACCCAAUCCCGAAGCUUAUUUUUCUGGACACGCUGUAUCACUUUGCGGAAACAUAUGAGCUCGUGCAGGAGGUGCGGGAACGUUAUGCUGUCGACAUAAAGGUGUACAAACCCGAGGGAUGCAAGACCAUUGGAGAUUUUGAAAAGAAACACGGCGAAGAAUUGUGGCAGAAAGACGAAGACAUAUACGAUUUUGCGGUCAAGGUUGAACCCGCCCAGCGCGCGUACCAGGAGCUUGGCGUGCAAAGCGUUAUCACGGGCCGGCGGAGAUCUCAGGGCGGCGAUCGUGCCUCCCUCCAGCCGCUUGAGGUCGAUGAAACAGGGCUCCUCAAGCUAAACCCACUUUUUGCGUGGUCUUUCGCGCGGGUCGAUGCAUACAUUCGCGAGAACAAUGUUCCAAGGAAUAAACUGCUCGAUCAGGGAUAUCGCAGUGUCGGUGACUGGCAUAGCACGCAGCCCAGUCGUGAGGGCGAUACUGGCGAGCGUGCUGGGAGAUGGGCUGACAAGGAGGGGAAGACUGAAUGUGGUCUCCAUAAGAACUUUUCUGAGAUGAAGUUGAGGGCAAAGCUCGAGGAGCAACGCAUACCAGCCGCAGAAGUAACAACUGCUUCAGAGGUAGCCACUCCUCCUGCGUAA
Messenger RNA from Suillus fuscotomentosus, 798 nucleotides. Its product is annotated as Phosphoadenosine phosphosulfate reductase family-domain-containing protein. Gene Ontology annotation, cellular component: cytoplasm. The record is from RefSeq and is a predicted model, not a curated record. The transcript is spliced from 4 exons. Gene Ontology annotation, molecular function: phosphoadenylyl-sulfate reductase (thioredoxin) activity. The coding region runs from base 1 to 798 and encodes 265 amino acids. NCBI's taxonomy places the organism in Eukaryota, Fungi, Basidiomycota, Agaricomycetes, Boletales, Suillaceae.